UGUUAUAAAUAAAAGACGAACGCAUGAUUCGAACAUUAUGUACUCUGACAUCAUUGUAGCUUAACGUUUUAAAUAUGGCGUCCUAUUUGGUUCCUGUAUGUUUUUUGUUAGUGGUUUUAACUAUUGUUUCUUCUGCACCACCUGAUGAUAAACCUUUGGAUUGUCCAGAAAACGAAGAAUACUAUUACUGCAAACUAUUCCGUUGUCAGAGGAGUUGCGAUGACUUUAAGGAACAAACUCCAUGUCUGCCUCUAGCGCCCGGGUGUCAUCUGCCAGGGUGUGAAUGUGUGAGCGACUACUAUAGGAAUAAGGAUGGCAAAUGUGUGCCAGAAGCCGAAUGUUAAAAUAACGCAAAAUAUUAAAUGAAGACGAUCAAUAUUAACUUUAAAUUUCAACCGAGAUGUAAGAAGAACUGUAUGUGUUUGUCAGCUUUCUAGAAGAAUGUUGACAUCUGUUUUGUGAUAAAGAUAAUUAUUGUAAUUUUUUUAUUUAAAUAAAUCCACUAACAAGAAAAA
Molecule: messenger RNA, 515 nt
Organism: Helicoverpa zea (corn earworm)
Lineage: Eukaryota; Metazoa; Arthropoda; Insecta; Lepidoptera; Noctuidae
Product: venom peptide CtAPI-like
Exons: 2
Coding region: 75-344 (89 amino acids)
Source: RefSeq, a predicted model, not a curated record